GCGGAAGUUUGUGUCACUUCCUGUUCCGGGGAGGGGAAACGCGUGUGCUUGUUUAUCCUCGUUUUUUUUUUUUUUUAAACGAGCUAAAGAAUUUAGAGUUUACAGACUCUGGUCCUGGAGGGGUACCUGUGCGGAGUUACUUGAACUCGACAUGUACUGUUAACACCAGAGUUUAGUGUUUUAAAUAGGGGAUUUUAAAAGGACGGACUAGAGUUUGGAUAUUCUGAACACCGUUGUCGUGGAAACGCUAUUUCUUCGAAGGCUGCAGGUCCAUUGGGUUUGUGUUAGCAGGGUUUAAGCCAUGUCGGACGGACGGAUCUACGUGGGAAACCUUCCCAUGGACGUCCAGGAGAGAGACAUUGAGGAUCUCUUCUACAAAUACGGAAAAAUUCGGGAUAUUGAGCUGAAGAACAACAGAGGGACCAUCCCGUUUGCCUUUGUGCGCUUUGAGGAUCCACGGGAUGCGGAGGAUGCUGUCUUUGGAAGGAAUGGAUAUGGAUUUGGAAACAGUAAGCUGCGUGUGGAAUACCCUCGAUCUUCUGGAUCCAAAUUCAGUGGACCUUCAGGAGGAGGAGGACCCAGGGGGAGGUUUGGACCCCCGUCACGUAGAUCUGAGUAUCGGGUUAUUGUGACAGGUUUGCCCCCCAGCGGCAGCUGGCAGGACCUGAAAGAUCACAUGCGUGAGGCGGGCGACGUGUGUUUCGCUGAUGUGCAGCGUGACGGCGAGGGCGUCGUUGAAUUCCUCAGACGCGAGGACAUGGAGUAUGCGCUACGUCGCCUGGACAGCACAGAGUUUAGAUCACACCAGGGUGAGACUUCAUACAUCAGAGUAAUGGGGGAGCGGAGCACAAGCUGGGGCCGCUCGCGUUCUCGGUCCAGGUCUCGUGGACGCUACUCACCCCCCUAUCAGAGCAGAGGCUCGCCCCCACCCCGUUACCGAUCUCCCCCGCGGCACAUGAGCCGUCAUAGCCCCCCAUCUCGACGAGCCUCGCUCCAGCAUCAUAGCCCGCCGCCACGCCACUACCGGUGAACAGCAGAGCCACCACAGCUUCUUUUCUCGUCUGUCAUGCCCCCUUUCUGUUUCUGAUUUUUUUUAAUUUACAUUCCAUUGUUAUUAGAUCCCAAAUGGCCUUAUUCAACGUUCAGUUUUAUCAAGAAAUCUGAGUUUGCAAAAAUGGAGAUGGUCUCAUGAGUCGUGAGUGAUGCAUAUAUGUUUACAGAACAGAUGUGAUGAGUUCAGAAAUGGAAAAGCUUGUGUAAGUUAGUAAACUGUGACUUUACAGGAAACAUAUUCAAACAUAUUAAUAUCCAGUUUUGUCAAAAGACUGAAGAUGUGAUCUUUGUGGUAAUCAGGUUGAUUUCUUAGACAUUACAGUUUUAUGAUUUAAAUAGGCUGACACUUUUAAACGUUACUUUCUGGAAUCUCCCCUUGUGGUUUUUCUUCUUUGUAUCAUGUGAUGACUGUAUGCAAAAUGAAUUUUCAAUUAAAGCAUUGUGUCAAAUUUACUCCCCUAAA
Messenger RNA from Myxocyprinus asiaticus (Chinese sucker), 1516 nucleotides. RefSeq names its product serine/arginine-rich splicing factor 9-like. The transcript is spliced from 5 exons. Gene Ontology annotation, cellular component: cytoplasm; ribonucleoprotein complex; nucleus. The coding region runs from base 302 to 1030 and encodes 242 amino acids. Gene Ontology annotation, molecular function: mRNA binding. NCBI's taxonomy places the organism in Eukaryota, Metazoa, Chordata, Actinopteri, Cypriniformes, Catostomidae. The record is from RefSeq and is a predicted model, not a curated record.